This is a messenger RNA of Leishmania braziliensis MHOM/BR/75/M2904, 1419 nucleotides long. RefSeq names its product putative peptidase M20/M25/M40. The coding region runs from base 1 to 1419 and encodes 472 amino acids. Lineage: Eukaryota; Euglenozoa; Kinetoplastea; Trypanosomatida; Trypanosomatidae. The transcript has a single exon. The record is from RefSeq and is a predicted model, not a curated record. Gene Ontology annotation, molecular function: peptidase activity. Gene Ontology annotation, biological process: proteolysis.
AUGAGCGAUUGCGACUGGACUGUGAUUCAAAAGGCCGUGGGGGCCGAAUGGGACGCCUCUAUCAUUCCCGCGCUCUCCGCCUACAUUGAGGUACCGAACCAGAGCCCCGACUUCGACCCCCAUUGGGCGACGAACGGGCUCAUGGAGAAGGCGUUCCACAUUCUAAUCGACUGGGUGAAGGGGCAGAACUUGCUGGGCUUCAGCUACGAGUUCAUGGAGGUCGAGGGAAGGACGCCCUUCCUCCUAGUCGAGAUAGCUGGGACGGAACGGACCAACAACACCGUCCUCAUGUACGGCCACAUGGAUAAGCAGCCGCCUCUCCGUCCGUGGGCCGAAGGCCUUGAUCCGCACAAGGCGGUGAUGCGCGAUGGCAAGCUGUACGGCCGCGGCGCGGCUGACGACGGCUACGCUAUCUUUUCGGCCAUUACGUCCGUCUCGGUACUGCAGCGCCACGGCAUUCCGCAUGGUCGCGUGGUCGUGGUCAUUGAGGCGUGCGAGGAAUCCGGCAGCUUCGACCUUGACUACUACAUGGCGCAGUGCAAGGAGCGCAUAGGCAACGUCGACUUGAUAGUGUGCCUGGACAGCGGCUCCCUCAAUUACGAUCAGCUGUGGCUGACGACGUCGUUGCGUGGUGUGACGGGUGGUGUGCUGAACGUGCAGACGCUGACGGAGGCCAUGCACAGCGGCGUCGCCGGCGGUGUCGUGCCGGACACAUUCCGCAUUGCACGCGAAUUGCUGGACCGAGUUGAGGAUUCGAAGACCGGAACGGUGCUGCUCCCGGAGGCCCACUGCGAGAUUCCAGACCACGUUGCCAAGUCCAUGGUGUCGAUGAAGUCCGUGCCAUUCAAGCAGCAGUUUGCCAUGGCCGAUGGUGUGUCGGCGGAGCCGGGUGACAAUGUGGAGCUGGCGCUGCGAAACUUCUGGAAGCCGAGCCUCACCGUGACGGGCGCCAAUCUGCCGGAGCCACAGAUUGCCGGCAACGUAAUUCGGACGCUCACCUCACUGAAGCUGUCCCUCCGCUUGCCGCCGCUGGUGGACUCCGGAAAGGCCACCCAGGCCAUGGCCAAGUUGCUCACGACGAACCCGCCGUACGGCGCCAAGGUUUGGUUUGAGCCCGAGGUGCCCGGCGACGGCUGCGCGACCCCAGAGCUGAAGCCGUGGCUUUCGAACGCGCUAAACGAGGGCAGCAAGAUGGCGUACGGCAACCCACUGGCGUACCAAGGCGUGGGCUGCGCGAUACCAUUCAUCUCCACGCUCACCAAAAUGUACCCGCAAGCGCAGUUCAUUGUCACCGGCGUCCUCGGUCCAAAGAGCAACGCGCACGGCCCCAACGAGUUCCUGCACGUCGGGUACGCGAAAGGCCUCACGCUCGCCAUCAGCCACGUUGUUGCCGCGCAUUUCCUCCUGGCGCCCCGAUGA